AUGAGUGAGAAUGGAGUGUUAGAGGAGGAAGAAUCCUACGUGGCUCACGUAGACGAGAGAUCAGAGUGGGAUAUUUAUCCACAAACAAUGUACAAAUUUGAGCACAAUUCAACUAAAGUUGGAAGAGGUUUGAUUUUUAGGUUAUCAGAUGAAAUACUCGAAAGAAGAGUAAAGACUUACGCUGUUAGUGGCAUGAGAAUCACUGUAUGCGGUGUUAUUUUAUCACAUAGAAAGGGAUUUCCAUAUGUUCUUUUGCUAAAGAGAGAUUUGGAUAAAAGUGUUGGAUUAUUAGGGGGGAAAUGUAAAAGCUUCGAGAAUCCCAAAGAAGCCUUAUCAUCUAAACUAGCAAGAUUCAUAACAUCAACCAAACACAAACAUCAAUUAAACAUCAAAGACACCAUGGAAAAUAUCCAUGUUGGAGAAUUGUUGGCAGACUUUUGGCGGUGUGACUUCAAUACAGAGCCACUCCCAUAUCUACCAUUGCAUACAAAUAGACCCAAAGAAAAAAUUUCAUUAUACCAGGUUAUCCUCCCAGAGAAUUGUAAAAUUAGUGUACCUAAAGGUUAUAAUUUAAAAUUCGUCCCGUUAUAUGACUUUUAUAAUGCAGAAUUCGGGUUAUCAUUGGCAUCUCUACCUCACCUCUUAAGCAGAUUCAAAAUAUCAUACUUGUCAACUGACUGA
This is a messenger RNA of Theileria annulata, 681 nucleotides long. RefSeq names its product mRNA cleavage factor subunit, putative. The transcript is spliced from 2 exons. The record is from RefSeq and is a predicted model, not a curated record. The coding region runs from base 1 to 681 and encodes 226 amino acids. Gene Ontology annotation, molecular function: mRNA binding. Gene Ontology annotation, cellular component: mRNA cleavage factor complex. NCBI's taxonomy places the organism in Eukaryota, Apicomplexa, Aconoidasida, Piroplasmida, Theileriidae.